AUGAAAAUACGGGCAGACCGCACAAUAACCUUUCUCGUCUCGGGGGGGAUAUGGCUGGCAUCGCCUAUAUCAGGUCAGAGGAUACGGACGGAGCAACCGAUACGCCCUCUGAUAGUAGACGGGACAACGGCAUUGAGCGAGACAGAUUACCUACCGGAAAAUGCAAUAGUAGAACACGUCGUCGAAUCAGAUAUCCCACAAGUAUCCGAUGUACCGCAAAUAUCAGGGAUUCCACAGGUGGAUGUGAAUACGCCUAGCGACACUGCAACGGGAAGUCAGGCGCAGCCAACUGAGCCAGUAGUUCCAAUAUUCGUAUCACUAUUCUCAGGGCCACCAGGUCCGAAAGACUGUCGCGGCAAGGCAAUGGUAAAUAUCCAGCUGCCUAAGCCUGGAUCACAAAACUCAACUCCGAAAUGUUAUAAUAUACCCGGGGUAGCGCAAUGUGGAACUUUUAUCGCGAAUAAGGAUGAUGGAUGCCAGGCGCGCCUGUUCAACGAGCCCAAUUGUCUGACGUUUGUCAACCUGGCCGUGUUUAUACCGGAGCAGAGAGCGGUCGGUGGGCUGUUUAGGAGUAUCGAGGUUACGUGCGGAAUCAAGGGCGUGAUACCGGCACCGCUGGAUCUCCCUGGUCUAAAACUGCCACCAAAUGCUCAACAAGCUGUUGGAAAGCUGUUCGUCUAA
Daldinia caldariorum is the source of this 681-nucleotide messenger RNA. RefSeq lists its product as uncharacterized. The transcript has 2 exons. Bases 1 to 681 code for a protein of 226 amino acids. The record is from RefSeq and is a predicted model, not a curated record. Lineage: Eukaryota; Fungi; Ascomycota; Sordariomycetes; Xylariales; Hypoxylaceae.